Messenger RNA from Papilio machaon (common yellow swallowtail), 1514 nucleotides. It is a transcript of the gene Myc, whose product is annotated as myc proto-oncogene protein. Gene Ontology annotation, molecular function: RNA polymerase II cis-regulatory region sequence-specific DNA binding; DNA-binding transcription factor activity, RNA polymerase II-specific; protein dimerization activity. The record is from RefSeq and is a predicted model, not a curated record. Gene Ontology annotation, biological process: regulation of transcription by RNA polymerase II. The transcript is spliced from 3 exons. Lineage: Eukaryota; Metazoa; Arthropoda; Insecta; Lepidoptera; Papilionidae. Bases 426 to 1505 code for a protein of 359 amino acids.
CUCGCCACCUCGCGCUUCGCCAACUAGUCGUGUCCACGGCGCCACCCGAAUAGCACGCGCGGCUGUCCUUAGAACCGGCCGGCACCCGAAUAAUGUUUCAGUGUCUGACAAACUCAAUAGGAGGUCUCGGAAGAAGUACCGUAUUUAAUUUACACUGUAUAACCAACCGCAUAUUCUCAGUGAGUGUUACGCAGUGUGUACGGAAAAAACUUUGUCGAAGAUUCUGAAGAAUUCUGUGUGAAAUUGUGUAACUUGCCGGCCCCAGUCGGAUCGCGUUUUGCACAAACUUUUCGACGGUGUGCGUAGGACCCAUCGCGCGCAUCGUCCUUGUGAUAAGGGGCUCUGUGAUAUCAAAAACUUCGUCGUAGCUUUAAAACUAGUUAGUAUUUUAGUUUAUAUAAAGAAAGAAGAAGAAAAAAAUCAAAAUGUCGCCACCGAUCCUCGACCCUAACAUACUGCAGUUUGACAUCUGGGAGACGUUGGACGAGGUGACUAUGGAGAUGGCUUCGACGUCCGAGUUCUGGACGCAGGUGGACUACGAGGUGGACCGGCUGGACUUCGUGCCGCCGUCCAACCCGGACAGCCUGGACGACAGCGACCCGGACUGGCGGAUACCGGACAGUCCGGAGGACCACAAGGACAACAUCGUGCACCACGACUGCAUGUGGGCAGGCUCGUGCGUGGAUUCGGCGGUGCACCCGUCUAACACGUUUGUGCCGACCGACUUGAUAUCUGCGACGCCGGGCCAGAGUUUGCUGCGGCGGGACAUCUCGCCGCCGCGGCCUGAGACUCCGCCUUCACUGGACGGUGAUGAACAGCAGUACCCGUUCGAGCACGUGGUGGACGUGGCGAGCGCCGCACGCCGGCUGGUCCGCGACUCCGCCGCUGUGGCUGCUGACCACUCCUACACCAUAGCAAGACAACGCAUCGACUACCUCGGAGUGCAGACGCCGUCUGACUCGUGCGAAUCAGAGGAGGAAAUCGACGUGGUGUCUCUCGGUACUACCCAUCAGCCUCUGCCGGGCACCACACAGUCGCGGGACUCGUACUCGCGUUCGUCGUCGUCCCAGGACCUCCUGUACUCGCCUCAGCAGACCCCGCGGCCGGCCGCCAGGAAACGUCUCAUACCACCGACGAGCAUACCCAGCGCCUCCGUGCCGCGGCGGAAAGCACGCGGCCCGGGCCGUCGCGGCCGUCGCUCCAACACCGACACCGAUUCCGAGGCUGAGGCGCCCGACAUCGAGCGCCGCUCCAUACACAACGACAUGGAGCGCCAGCGCCGCAUCGGCCUCAAAAACCUCUUCGACGAACUCAAAAAGCAAAUACCCGCGACAAGAGACAAGGAGCGCGCCCCUAAAGUGGUGAUACUGCGCGAGGCGGCGGCGCUGUGCCGGAAGCUGCGCGAGGACGACUACGAGCGAGAGAACCUACAGAAGCAGCAGAACAAACUGGUCGCCAAAUUAAGAAAGCUACGCAUGAUGGUCUCCCGCUACCGCGUGUAUUGAGCGGCCGGC